GAAUUGUUCACCUUGCGUCCUCGGAAGACUCUUCUCCUUCGGGUUCUUGGCCUUGAGGAUCCGAGAAAGAGUUUUGAGGCCAGAUCGCCAGAACCUAAUGGCUCCAAGUCAGACCGCACAGCUCGCCUUUUCCUCUGCAUUGUUCGGCGUGUUAUCUUUUAUUCUGGGCAUAUUCGCUGAAUUGAAAAAGCCUCCCUAUGGAACUCCAAUUCAAGGAAAGGAUGUUAUCAUCUGUAAGUUUCCAAGCGAUCCGACCGUUGCAUUAGGUGCCCUCUCAGUUGUCGCAGUGUUCAUUUCUGCCGCUCUGGGGAUUCUCUCUGUGUUCUUCCCUUACAAAGGCAAAUCCGUUCCUAGGAAAGUCAUGUUCCAAAACACUACAUUGUUUGUAUUCUUCCAACUCGCAGUGGGUUUGACCCUUUUAGGGGCAGGAAUGAUGUUAACGGGAACUAUCCAAGAGGCACUUCAGCACAUCCACAAUGUGCACCAAGAUCUUGAGUAUGCUUGCCCCACGGCGAAGACUGGCGUCUUUGGAGGGGCUGCCUUCUUGAACCUCGAUGCCUCGAUCUUCUGGCUUAUUAAUCUGAUGCUGACGAUGAACGUGAGAGAGGACUAUUUUGGGGAGACGGAAGACUCCAAAGGCGAGUACAGAGAAGUUUUAACUGGCGAUAAUGAUAUGGAGGAGGAUAAGCACACGGCAGCUUGAACUAUGAGCAAAGAGAUUAGCAACCAGGAAGAAGGUAGAAGACACCGGCAUUGCCAUUCAUCACCAGCCCAUUUGAGAAAAUGUGAUCGGACUUUACAUGAAUAGUUGCUUGCAUCCUUGUAGAUAUCCAUCUUUCUCCAAUUAGUGCCAUUUUUAUGGGUUGUGUUGUGAAUUGUUUUGCAAGUUUGGGUGGCUUGCAAGGCAAAUGAUGGUAUUGCUAAACUUGAUACUUAUGUUGUUGGCUUGGAUGUUAAACUUGAAUUAUCAGCUUAAACCUUUGGGAUCAA
Messenger RNA from Phoenix dactylifera (date palm), 990 nucleotides. The record is from RefSeq and is a predicted model, not a curated record. NCBI's taxonomy places the organism in Eukaryota, Viridiplantae, Streptophyta, Magnoliopsida, Arecales, Arecaceae.